AUGUGGGGACAUAGGCUAGUAAUUCCUAGUACGUGUAGGAAUAAAGUGAUCGCUGAGCUUCAUGAGAGUCACAUGGGCAUAGUCAAAACUAAAUCGUUAGCGCGAAGUUACGUAUGGUGGCCGGGAAUAGACGAGGCACUAGAGACAGCAUGUUGCAGCUGCACCGUGUGCGCUGAAGUGGCGGACGCACCACCUGCGCAUGCGCCCCGCGCCUGGCCGUGGCCAGAUCGACCGUGGACCAGGAUACACGUAGACUUCUUAGGACCGGUAGCCGGUCUUACUUAUCUAGUGGUAGUCGAUGCACAUUCAAAGUGGAUUGAAGCUAUUAGAAUGCUGAGCACCACAUCGCAAGCGGUAAUAAAAGAAUUACGAGAGAUGUGGGCGAGAUUUGGGUUACCUAAACAAUUGGUUAGUGAUAAUGGCCCUCCGUUUUUCAGUGGAGAAUUUCAGCAAUUCUUAAAUAAUAAUGGUAUAGAACAUAUAUUUUCGGCACCUUAUCACCCAGCUUCUAAUGGGGCAGCGGAAAACGCUGUUAAAAUUUGUAAAAAGAGCAUUAAAAAGGCGAUUAAAUCGAAAUCCGACGUACACUCCACAUUGUGUCGUUUUCUGCUGGCGUACAGAAACACACCACACUAUACAACCGGGGAAAGCCCCGCCAAGAUGUUAUUAGGGCGCAACUUGCGCAUGCGGUUAGAUUGUUUGAAACCAGACCAGAAGGCACUUAUUAGAGCUCGCCAAGAGACAGUAGAAGCUACAUCGAGUGGCGUCACAAGACAGUUUAAUCCGGGGGACCUUGUAUGGUUCAGAGAAUACCGUAGCUCAAACAAGUGGUCUGCAGGGACUGUUAUAGAGAAAACAGGUAGUACAGAUUAUAAUGUUAAAUCUAUCCACGGCACUGAGGUGCAUAGACACAUUGACCAACUAAAACCAAGAGUGAUAAAUAGGACAGCUAGGCUAGUAGAUGCAAACUUUAGGAACUUUCAACCAGUUCAGCCUGUUAAGAGCUCUCGCUCUUCUCUCGUGUUUCCUUCGGACAAUAAUCGAGCGCCGAACACAGAACCGGACCGGACAAACGGAACCAGCUUGACGAAAGCAUUGGUCGAGGAAACAUCCCGCACGCAAACAGACGGAAGUGAUUUGGUUACAAGUGAACCCUUGUCAACGUCAAGUGUACCUUUAAAUAUGCCCAAGGUGCAGGAGACGGGUAGUCCUAGGGUUCCUAUUACUCGGGAUAUACGAACUAGUAAUCGUACACGCAAACCGGUUAAGAGAUAUGGGUUUGAUGAUGAUUGA
This is a messenger RNA of Trichoplusia ni (cabbage looper), 1293 nucleotides long. RefSeq lists its product as uncharacterized. The record is from RefSeq and is a predicted model, not a curated record. The transcript has a single exon. NCBI's taxonomy places the organism in Eukaryota, Metazoa, Arthropoda, Insecta, Lepidoptera, Noctuidae. Bases 1 to 1293 code for a protein of 430 amino acids. Gene Ontology annotation, molecular function: nucleic acid binding. Gene Ontology annotation, biological process: DNA integration.